Molecule: messenger RNA, 3239 nt
Organism: Mycena citricolor
Lineage: Eukaryota; Fungi; Basidiomycota; Agaricomycetes; Agaricales; Mycenaceae
Source: the annotation of a GenBank genome assembly
CUGGCCCUCUCCUUCGCACGGACGGCAUCCAUGGCCUCAAAAGUCGCAUUUCGCAUGCGCGGAGAGGGAACGAGAAGGUAUCUGAACCUUGUUCACCCGCAUUUACUCAUGAUCCUUCUCACGGGGGACGUUCCGCGACGAUACAUACGGAUCUCCAGCUUCCUUGAAUCGACGCUGCUCGGGUCGACGUUUGCGCAUAUGGUGGCGCCGUCUGCUCCAUCACGGGUGCAUGCUCGAUCUUCUGAGCGGGUGAUACAUAGCUGUUAUGGUUAUUUAUGCGCCCUCACAUGUCCGCCAAGGCUCCGCACCCCAUCGCUAUUGGACCUCAAACUCCCUAUGAACUCCUGUGGCGUCUCUUGAAGCAGUCCCGGCAGGUUCAUCACCCCCCCUCGCCGCGCUGGAAUCUUCGGAGUGGUGCCAGUCGAUGAUGGCUCUCACGUCGAGCGAGUGGAGCACCAUAAGCGGAUCAAGCACAUGAAAAUCCUCCUGCAUCCCGGGUAAACGGACCCGGAAAGUACUACGCCUUCUCUCGCAAGUCAGGUCACACAUCCCCGCUUCCGCAAUCCGGUGUUGCCACCAAGCAUCGGAAUCAAAUCAGUGGCAACUGCAUCCCGCACGCCCAUCUUCCAAAGUUCCGCCAGCUGACUGGGAGGGGGCACCCCCCUUGCUUGCUGGCGUGCAGCUGGAACGCUUCGGGAGAGUAUCAGAAUUCUGCCUGUACAACAUUGAUAUCGGAUGUCACGCGUCGUGCGCACCAGUUGUGCAUAUGUUGUUCUGCCGUAUCCUGAAUGGGACUGCUGCGUCUAUUAAGGCGAGUUUCAUCUGAACUGGGAACUUUCGGACGCCCCGCCCCCCAACCACCCAACCGCCAAGGACUUGGACUUCCAGCCCUCUGUUUAUCUCAGGCCAAUGACGCCAGACGAGAGCUCCGUUGUGCAUUCGAUCGGGCAAGACCUGGUGCAGGGAUUCGUCGCCAUCGCCCACGAGACGCUUUGGCUAGGCAUCUACGGCACGGUGGUGGUCCAAGCCUGUCUCGUGCUUCUCUCGAAGAAACGCCGCGGCGUGCGCGGGUCGCAGGUGAACCUCGCGGCGGUCAUCGCGAUGUUCGCCAUUGCGACCGUGCAGUGGGCGCUCGACCUCGCCGGCUUCAUCAUCGAGGGCAAGAUGACGCUCAUCGAGAAUCCGGACGCCGACAUCGGCGUCAAGUACGGCGAUGCCUCGGGCGUCAUCUUCAAGAUCGUCGCUGCUCAGGCGGCGAUCUAUGGGUAUAUGGCGUUGCUCGGGGAUGCGAUCAUCAUCCACCGCGCGUGGAAGCUCAAGGCAACCCACCAUGUCUGGAUAUUCGCUGUCCCCUGUCUUCUAUGGCUCGGCUCUGUCGUCGCGACGUUGCUACUCACCUACUGCGUCGCCACAAUCGGCUCCGAUAUCGUCCUGGGCAACUUCACACACCCCGCGUUUUGCAGGAACGUCCAGCUGGUGACGUACGUGAUGCCCUGUGCCACGACGGCCGUCGCGACGGCGCUGAUUGGGGCCAUGGCGUUGAAAUUCGCGCGGACGAGGAAGAGCAUCGGUCAUGUCGACCGAGUCAGCAGCGUCGGGACAGUACACAAGAGCCCGGCGUGGUAUGUUCUGCUGCUCCUGGUCGAAUCGGGCGUCCUUUAUUUUUUAUUCUUCCUCAUUCAAGUGAUCGAAGUUGCUCCGGUCGUGCACAACUGGCUCGCUGCAAAUGCGGGCCUGUCACUCGCUUUCAAGAUGUUCGUGUACGCGUCGAGCGUGUUUAUCGGCAUCUACCCGACAAUCCUCAUCGUCCUCGCGCACUCCCGAUACGCUGUGCUCGACCAAGUGGCCGCGAAAACAUCGUCCUCUGCAUACAGCUACGACACAGCGCGCCCUGUCCAGCACUCGAUUGCGCCGCAUUUCUCCGCGGGAACCGUGCAGGACAUAUCGACGUUCCAUGUCCAGGUGCGGGGCCGCGAGGAGGGCAUCGAGCUCGCGGACGUCGUUCGCGGGGACGAGAAAACGGACGCGAAGAAUGGCCACAGGGAGUAUUGAGUGCGUGUUAUGUAGGAUUGUUAUGUAUGUAAAUGUGUCUGUAUUUAAGUAUCUGUCGGGAAUUGAAUUGCGGGGCGGAGUUUGAAUUUGUUGAUGGUACACGGCUUCCAUACACUGCUCCCCACGCUCACGUACAUAUAUCUACGCUUCGUUCAAUCUACGCGCAACAUCGCAUGAAGCAGUCUAUUGUACCCUGUGGAUCCUCGAUCAUGAACUGCAUGCUGGUGAGCGCUGUCGCGUCGAAGCACAAAGAACACAGAUGACCUACAAAAUGGUUGGCGCCCUCGACCAUCUUGAAUGUGAUCGAACAUUCUGGCUUCGCCUCGGCAAGCAUUCGCUCCUCCAGCUUCCAAGAGGCGUAAAUCGUCGGCCAUGAGUCAGCGGAACCAGCCACCACGAAAAACUGGGUAUCUAUCCACAGCUUCCCCCGCACGUGCACGUCAAACAACGAUUUGUCAAUCAACUUCGCUGUUACGCUACCGAAACCCUGCGAGAUGAGGGCAUCAUCGUAUUUGGAGCUCGCGGUGAAAUCGAUGAGAUGCUCCAUGGAGAUACGGGCGGUUGUAGGUGGGCGGCGAGGGUCCGUGAGGUCGUACGUCAGCGCGCUUGGGUCAUGCGCCGUGAGGUCGCCGUGUAUGAAGAAGCUGGAGACCCAACGCGCGAAGAAUGUUGACAAUUCGUCGGAGGGAAUAUCAGGAUCGCUGUGGGGGACGUGCAGUCCUUCCGGAUGCGGAAUGGCGAACACCAUGGUCGGCCCCUCUGUCGAAGUCUUGAUAAGAUGGCUCUUCCGGCUCUGAAUCGAGACCUCUCACGGAACAGAAUCAUGCUGCGAACAGAGCCGCGAAGAGUUCGACGUGCCUGUUCUGGUAGAUGUUCUACGGAUGCCACAAUCGACAGCACUUGUAGACAUCCGAGCGACCAUCCCACCACCGCAACACGAGCAGGAAGGGAGAACGAGGCGACUAAUCCAGCGAUCAGCAGGGCCAGAUCCCGCCCCAUUUCCGCCAGCAGCCGCUCCUUAUCCUCCUCGUGCCCAUUGACGAACAAACUCAUCUCUUCCGCCGAGUAGGGAGUCGUUCCCGGGUAUCCACGGCGAUUCACGGCGAUGACGCGGACGCCGUUCGAAGGGCCGAUCUCCGCAAGCGACGCAAAUGUCCCUGGCGGAAGAUGAAUCUGAUCAGCUCUAC